This is a messenger RNA of Venturia canescens, 1467 nucleotides long. RefSeq names its product venom serine protease 34-like. Gene Ontology annotation, molecular function: serine-type endopeptidase activity. The coding region runs from base 96 to 1280 and encodes 394 amino acids. The transcript is spliced from 8 exons. The record is from RefSeq and is a predicted model, not a curated record. Lineage: Eukaryota; Metazoa; Arthropoda; Insecta; Hymenoptera; Ichneumonidae. Gene Ontology annotation, biological process: proteolysis.
CUUGCAACUCGGGCUCAUAUAUAUGAGCGACGACAAACAAACUGUGUGAUGAGUGCACAAGCGAAUGCUGAUAGACAAUCACUGUGUUUCGUGCAAUGUUCUACUUUCUGCUACCACUUAUUGUUCUACUGGCCGGUGGAAUCAACGGACAACAGUAUGGCCAAUGCGACUUCUCCCAAGAUCUGCUGCCGGACAAAGAAUAUUACAUUUACAAUCCAGAGUACCCUCAAGACUAUACGUAUCAAACCUCCUGUCGAUGGGUCCUGAAGAGCAAUCUGCCAAUUAAAAUCUCUUGCGAUCCAUUUGACGUGGCUCCUUCCAGUCAAUGCAGCAAAGACGCGAUUACGAUAAAACAAUACGGCGAAAAAAUUGGUCACCGUUACUGCGGGAGAGGGAAUCUUAAUUUACUCCUCAAAACGCCCACAUUGACCAUCACUCUUUCAACCUCGCCGGAAACCACAGGCGGCAAAUUUCUUUGUGUUGUAAAAGCCCAGACUCCCGACGAUGACAAUUCGGACUGCAAGUGCGGUUGGAAGAAUGCCGAGAGGAUAGUGGGAGGCCAAGAAACAGGAGUCAACGAAUUUCCCAUGAUGGCAGGUGUGGUCGAACUCUCUCGAGCGUUCGUCUACUGCGGUGCAACAAUUAUCAAUGACAGGCAACUGCUGACCGCAGCUCAUUGCGUGCUCAACAGAGACCCCUCAAAAAUUGGAAUUUUAAUCGGUGACCACGAUCUUAGCAAGGGUUCUGAAACCAACGCUUCGAAGGUACUCCGAGUUGAUACUUACGACAUUAAUCCUUUCUACAAUAAUCUUACUUGGGAAAAUGACAUUGCCAUCAUAACAGUUGAGAAAUAUAUUGAGUUCAGUCAGCGAGUCGGUCCCGUUUGUCUUCCAUUCCAACAUUCGCCUGAUACAUUUGCUGGGAGUCCAGUCGAAAUUUUAGGUUGGGGCCUCACACAACCCGUCGACUCAGUAGCAACUGUAUUACAAAAAGCGCAAGUUACCGUUAUUACGAAUGCUGCAUGCAGACGGUACCAUCCGAGGGUGACACCAGCGCAGAUGUGCACUCAGGAAGAUGACAAAGAUUCUUGCCAGUUCGACAGCGGCGGUCCAGUUUUAUGGCAAAACCCGUCGACUCGUCGACUCGUAGAAGUCGGGAUUAUCGCUUCUGGAGGCCCUUGCGCUAAUGGCGAACCAGUUGAAAAUACUCGAGUUGGUGCAUACAUCGAUUGGAUCGUCGAUCUCACUCCUCCAGGAUGGGAAUAUUGCAUGAUUGAGUAAACUGGGUGACUCUCCGGACAAAAGCUCAACGAGUAAUCGCGCACGAAUCUCCUUUGGACAGUUUCAUCGCGAAUCGUUGAGAUACAUUUUAACUGGUGAUUUUACUCUGAAUAAACGGUUGAGAAUGCACCAUGAAAAUUGAGAAAUUAACGAUGGAAGCAUCCUAAAUAAAUGUGAUCAACAACUA